Messenger RNA from Syzygium oleosum, 771 nucleotides. RefSeq lists its product as uncharacterized. The record is from RefSeq and is a predicted model, not a curated record. The coding region runs from base 358 to 570 and encodes 70 amino acids. The transcript has a single exon. Lineage: Eukaryota; Viridiplantae; Streptophyta; Magnoliopsida; Myrtales; Myrtaceae.
AUUUGUCGUUUUUUUGGGCAAUUAGCUUUUUCGCUGAGCCGAAGUUUCCUUCCAAAGUACGCACACGCGGAUCACCCAGCAGGCAGCAGCAUGUGAAAGCCCAGCUGAGUAAGGAAUUUUGAAACCUAGAUUUGGUUUAGGAACACUCAGAGAGAAUAGCUUCAUCCCCUAAACUUUGCCCAGACGAAGAAAUACCUUGUCUCUUCCUCAAACAAAGCAAACCCACCCCCCCAUCUCUCUUGCCCUUAUCUGUCUCUUUUGCUCCCCCCUGGAAGCUAAACAUCACGUUCAACUCCCACACCAUCCCACUAGUAGUCUUCAUAGUGUUUCCAGGGAGAGGAGGAGGGACAGAGAGAGAUGUCGGACUGGGGGCCGGUGUUCGUGGCGGUGGUGCUGUUCAUACUGCUCACCCCGGGGCUGCUGAUCCAGAUACCGGGCCGAUCCAGAUUCAUCGAGUUCGGCAACUUCCAGACCAGCGGGGCCUCCAUACUCGUCCACUCCAUCCUCUACUUCGCCCUCAUCUGCAUCUUCUUGUUAGCCGUCGGCGUCCACAUGUACAUCGGUUCUUAGCCCUUCGCUUUUUCUCCCUGUCCUUUUCUUUCCGCUGCUUGGGAAGAGACCCGGAUGAUUUUCUCUGUGGAUUGAUUGCUUAGCUACGAUCUCUUUUGUUUCUCUCUUUUUGGAGUUUUGGGUCUCUGAAGAAUGUUUUACAUAGACUGGAAUUGGAUUCUAUUUGUCUAACGAAAUAUCGCCAUCGUAUUUCUCGAUCUA